GUGCGCGGUUGUCCGGGCAGCCAUUGCGGGUACAUUGUCCGAAACCGCGGAUACAAUUGAGUGUUGUGUGCCACGCAAGUAAAAUCCAAGAAAAUCAAAGGUCAUCCUUAAAGAAAGGUGCUGCGUGUAAAGCCCGGGACGCGCACAAACCCCCGGCCCGAUGGCUGAAUCCGACAAACUGAAUAUUGACAACAUCAUAGCUCGGCUCUUGGAAGUGCGGGGAGCCAGGCCAGGAAAAAAUGUGCAGUUGACAGAAGGAGAAAUAAAGGGGCUAUGCUUGAAAUCGCGUGAAAUUUUUUUAUCACAGCCCAUUUUGUUAGAACUGGAAGCACCGCUUAAAAUAUGUGGUGAUAUUCAUGGGCAAUACUAUGAUUUAUUACGGCUGUUCGAGUAUGGUGGAUUUCCACCAGAAAGUAAUUAUCUUUUCUUAGGAGAUUAUGUUGAUAGAGGAAAACAGUCUUUAGAGACAAUUUGUCUUCUUCUUGCCUAUAAGAUCAAAUAUCCUGAGAACUUCUUUUUACUUCGUGGAAAUCAUGAAUGCGCAUCUAUUAACAGGAUAUAUGGAUUUUACGAUGAAUGCAAACGUCGAUACAAUAUUAAAUUGUGGAAAACAUUCACGGAUUGCUUUAAUUGCUUACCCGUCGCGGCAAUAGUCGAUGAAAAGAUAUUUUGUUGUCACGGUGGUCUCAGUCCGGACCUUCAAAAUAUGGAACAGAUCAGACGUAUUAUGCGACCAACAGACGUACCUGAUCAGGGAUUGUUAUGCGACUUGCUAUGGUCGGACCCAGACAAAGAUACAAUGGGUUGGGGAGAAAACGAUCGCGGUGUUUCGUUUACAUUUGGGGCUGAAGUUGUUGCCAAAUUUUUACAUAAGCAUGACUUUGACCUCAUAUGUCGUGCUCAUCAGGUGGUAGAAGAUGGCUAUGAAUUCUUUGCAAAAAGACAAUUAGUUACUCUGUUCUCGGCACCAAAUUAUUGCGGCGAAUUUGAUAACGCAGGAGCUAUGAUGUCCGUAGAUGAAACUCUUAUGUGUAGUUUCCAAAUUUUGAAACCAGCUGAUAAAAAGAAAUUAACGUAUGGUGGCCUGAAUGCGAAUAGACCAGUGACUCCCCCGCGGGGUGGUGGAAAUAACAAAAGCAAGAAGAAGUGAAAUCCUUAGAUUUGUUUCUUAUCUUUUUUUUUAAACGCAACGUUUUAGAAUUUCAAAAUAACUCCCUCAGAAAUCUACCAUCUUUUAAGACAUUAAGUUCUUGUAAGAGAAAAGAUGUUACUGUUAUUAUUUGUCUUAGUAUCGCUACUAUUAUUAUCAAUGCUGCUACCAUAUUACUUUCGAAUUUAUCAUGAAUUCCGUUCAGCUAUACUUAUAAUGACUCUUUAAGUAAAAAGAAAAAAAAAAUGAAAUCCGGAGGGGCAUUGCUUGGUAAACGAAAAAAAAAAGAAGAAAGUUUUUCAUUAAUAGAACGGUUCUAAGUAAAAAACAAAUAAAAUAUUAUUAAAUGGAUGUCUAGAAAGAAAUUAAUUCAUAGUUUGAUGAUUCAAUAGUAGAUUAGAGAUACGUGAAUUUUCUUUUUUAAUUGAUUUCGAUUUUUAUUACUUGUAUCUUUAAUUCCUGCAAAUAUAAAAUUCUUAUAAUCAAAUUUUCAGGUAAAAUUCAUAGCAAACUUAUUCAUGAUUAUUCACUGUAAUAUUUUCUUUGAUAUUUUUAUAGAUCAUUUAGAACGUUUGCGAUAUCGCUGAUCAAAAUAACAUGGUAUAAUACAAUUGAUACAAUGCCAGGGACAAUUUUAUUCUGCCAUUCUUCGCUGUCGUGACAUGCAUUGUUACUGAGAUUAUUAAUAUGUAAUGUCAAGCAUAUAGUGGUUUUGAACGAUAAGUGUCUCAAAUGUGAUACAUAGUUUUUGGCUUUGUUACACUUCUGUAAAUUGCACAAAAUUUGUAAACGACAUACAGAUACAAUUUUCGUAAAGGAACCGUUUUUGUAGAAUGCGCUUUUGUAAUUAAAUUUGUAUAAAUUAUAAAAAAAAAAUAUUUUAGCUGUUUAAUGAAAAUCGAUUUUAAUUCAUAUUUUUAACAAGAAGAAUGAAAACCAUGAAAGAUUUAUAUAUACGUAUAUUCCUUAUUUUAACCUACAUCCUACAACACAUUUAUGAUGCUUUAAAAGCGUUCGCUUACAUAUUCCGCGAAGCUUCUCUGGAUUUGAUUCAACGUACUAGUGGUUACUAAUUUUCGGAAAAGAAUCAUAAUAAUAGAAUUAAUAUACAAUUGAGCUGUAAAUGUACAUAAUACAAGUAGCGAAGUUAUUCAAAUAUGUAUACAUAUGAUUCAAUGAACGAAGAGUGUAAGAAGAAACCCCGAUUUCUAAGGAUUUCAUCGUAUAAACGUUAAUGAUCCCCAUUUGUUGGGAAUAACUUCAUUAAUUUCACGAGUAUAUAAAUAUAUAUUAUUGAUUUUCUUCAUUCUCUUGACAUACUUUCCUUCAUGCACCAUGUAGAUCAUAUACCAUAUUCCCCAGUGAUGUCACUAUAAAUUACAUAUAUGACAAGAAAUCAUAAAGUAUCAUGCUGUAAAAGUUGGCACGAGAAGAAAAACAUCGAUUAUGUCUGCCUCCCUUGUACUUGUACAUUAAUUUCUAUUUUAUAAAUAAAACUCACAAAAAACA
Messenger RNA from Osmia bicornis bicornis, 2659 nucleotides. RefSeq names its product serine/threonine-protein phosphatase alpha-2 isoform. The transcript has 5 exons. NCBI's taxonomy places the organism in Eukaryota, Metazoa, Arthropoda, Insecta, Hymenoptera, Megachilidae. The record is from RefSeq and is a predicted model, not a curated record. The coding region runs from base 161 to 1150 and encodes 329 amino acids. Gene Ontology annotation, molecular function: protein serine/threonine phosphatase activity. Gene Ontology annotation, cellular component: cytoplasm; nucleus.